AAGGAUUUCAGCUUUUUUUCACAAAUUUCAGGGUUGUUUUUUUUGUACUUUCUGCUAAUUUCUUGCCAACUUUUGGCUCACUAUCUCUUGCUCCUUUCCCCAUGUCAAUACUUUGUUAUGCAAUUCAGGUUAUGUAGAAAGGGGUACAUGCUGUAAAUCUGCAAAGACGUCUGGUGCAAGACAUUAUGAUGAACACUCUUGUAUCAACAAGAUCCUGGCAGUUUACUGGAAUAAUCCCCCCCACACACACACCUGUCUACUCUCAUGACGAUCCCUUGUGCUGUCUAUUCCUGCUUUUCCUUGAAAAUCAUGACAUCAAUUUCACAAUUUCUUGGCUCUCCUUGAUAUCUGCUCUUUUUUCUUCUUAUGUACAUUUUUGCUCCGGUAAACCUGUUGCUGUUUCCCACAAAGCACCAGACGCUGUGUCGACAUCUUUUUUUUUUUUUAAACAAAACUACCAGUAUCAUGUUUUAUUUAUUGCACAAAUCUGCAGCUAGGGAUGUGUAGGAGGAACAGCCCCUACAAUGCCACCCAGUGAGCUCAAGCUGGCUUCCUGUGGUCAUUGGGUUUCCCCUUAUAUUAACCUUCUUACUCAAUAUAUUAACUUUUUUUGCUGUUCUCUCCACACACAGUCUCCGAAGCAAAGAGGGAAGCUGGGAGUCAACAGUAGAGCAGGAAAGGUGCAAGAAAAGUGGAAACUUCUGGAGUGGAAUUACUGUUAAAAAAGACGGUUGAAGGUCGGUGGUGUGAGUUUCACAGCUAGACUCUGCAGAGGCUUUCCUGAUGGCAUCCAAUAUCACCGCCACCCCCCAGCAGCCCUCUCUGCCCGUCAGCCACCAGGUCGGCAUCGCCAUCCUGGCCCUGGCGUUUGUGCUGGGCUUCCCCGGGAACCUGUUUGUGGUCUGGUCGGUGUUGUGUCGGGUGAAGAAGCGCUCAGUGACCUGUCUGUUGGUGCUGAAUCUGGCUGUGGCAGAUGCUUUCGUGCUUCUCAGCGCCCCUCUUUUCCUGCGCUUCCUGGCAGGGGGCCGGGGCUGGGAGUUUGGCUCUGCGGCGUGCAAGCUGGUGCAUUACCUGUCAAACGUAAACAUGUACGUGUCCAUUUACGUCAUCUGCCUGAUGAGCAUGGACCGCUGGAUGGCCGUGACGAGGCCUUUUCUGUCCCAGAGAAUGAGGAACAAGCGCUCCCUGCUGGUUCUGCUGCUGGUGGUCUGGGUGUUAGCCUUCAUCCUGUCACUGCCAAUGCCUUUCUACCGCAGUAAUCUGAAGAUUCCACGACCAGACAAUACCACAAUAAACAUUUGUGUGCCGUAUCACUGGAAGAGCUUGGCUCACGAAGUUUUCCAGUACGUGUUUGAGACCAUCAUGGGCUGCCUGGUGCCUUUCUCCCUCAUCAGCACCUGUUAUUCCUCCGUCAUUUGUCGUCUGCAAAGGGCCCAAUUCCAGCGCAGAGCACAAGGCAGCCGUCUCAUCCUGCUGAUCAUGAGUGCCUUUGCGAUCUUCUGGCUGCCCUAUCACAUAGUCAACGUCAUACAGGUGGUCGGUCUGCUGCAGGGCAGUGAGUCAGUGAUCGCAGCUGCCAAAACAGCACGUCCAAACGUCACGGCCUUCGCUUUCUUCAGCAGUGCUGUCAACCCCAUUCUCUACGUGUUCGCCGGCAGCUCCCACAUUCGCCAGGCCGGCCUCAGCUUCAUGGGCAAGCUCUUCGAGGCCACCAACUCGGAGAGCAGGACCACGUCUACCUUCACGCGUAGCGGCCGCUCGAGCCGCAGCAACUCUUCGCCGGAUGAGGGCUCUGUCCUGCAUACACUCUCAACCAAACUGGGGAAGCCUUUCAAAGGCAAGAACAAGGACAGGAGCAGCAGCGUGGCGGGGAAAGAGGUCGACGAGCCUGAACUCAAGACUCUGGCCAGCGUUGAUCCGUCAGAUUAUAGCACUUAAGUGCAAACACAAGCUGUUUUUCUUGGACUAUUUUUCUUAGGUUGAACCAUCAAGUCUAUUUUUAAAAGUGCCGUAUGAUUUGGUUUACGACCAAACUCCCACAAAGCUGAUGCUAUUUCCGUCAGCCUCAGCUGUACUUUGUGUUUAGGGAUAAUUAUCAAAAGUUACCAUGCUGUGUCAGAAGUGAAGCCGCGAAACCGUUACCAUGGCUGCACUGUAGAAAGAGGGACCGUUCACAGGUAAAAGAUUCACUCAACAGACUUUCUUGCUGUGUUUGUUUUUUUUUAAAUAAGAACAUUGUUGGUCCAGAAAUGCAAAAAAAUAAUUUUUGUAUAACAUUUUGUAAAUGUUAUAAGUUUCUCAGACAUGGCCUUUUUAAACCUAAAAACGAUUGACUGUUUAUGGCAGUGACUUUAAUGUAUAUAUAUUUAGUUAUAUAAAUCACAUAUAUUU
This is a messenger RNA of Plectropomus leopardus (leopard coralgrouper), 2391 nucleotides long. RefSeq names its product leukotriene B4 receptor (gene ltb4r). Gene Ontology annotation, cellular component: plasma membrane. Gene Ontology annotation, molecular function: leukotriene receptor activity; complement receptor activity. The record is from RefSeq and is a predicted model, not a curated record. Gene Ontology annotation, biological process: phospholipase C-activating G protein-coupled receptor signaling pathway; inflammatory response; positive regulation of cytosolic calcium ion concentration. Lineage: Eukaryota; Metazoa; Chordata; Actinopteri; Perciformes; Serranidae.